Argiope bruennichi is the source of this 2153-nucleotide messenger RNA. Its product is annotated as zinc finger protein 652-like. The transcript is spliced from 2 exons. The record is from RefSeq and is a predicted model, not a curated record. Gene Ontology annotation, cellular component: nucleus. Bases 446 to 1903 code for a protein of 485 amino acids. Lineage: Eukaryota; Metazoa; Arthropoda; Arachnida; Araneae; Araneidae.
GAUAACAGUGGACAAGCGAAAGUUAUGGGGUGAUGAUUGUCAUGCAAACAUGAUUGUGAAAGCCAUGAGAAAAAGAGAAAGAUUGCAAUUUAUAUUUUUGAAUUAUCCUUCUCAUUUAAUGAAAAAUUAUGAAUACAUUUUCUUUACGAAGAAGUUUAAUUCAUUAUUUAAGCACUCACUAAAUCAACCAUAAUAUAAUGCUUCACAGGAAAAUAGAAAUUUUCUUUGCUUUUGAGCGUGAAUAUAAAUCAGUUUUCAAGAACUUGAUGUAUUUUAUUAAAUUUAUGCUUCGUAGCAUCCCUCCAUAAUAUUUGGGAAGUAUGCUAUGAUGAGUCAUGUUACUUAUUUUUGCUGUGGGAUGAGAGUGGCUGCCUGCGUGUUCAAGUAUAUUUCUGCUCCUUCUAACCACAUGUAAUCCUAUGCAUUGCUUUGUUUAUCCAGUCAGAUGGGUAAGAAAAAGAAAUGGAAUCGACCCCUCUGUGAUAACACUAACCAGUGCUUCCCUCAGGGGGAGUUCUGUAUUAAUGUAGAACACCCGGAUUCCAAUAACUUUCAGACUUUCGAGCCACGUCUAGGAGUGACAGUGCCCAACUGGUCAAGACCUUCUAUACAGUCUCAGCUGCGGUGCGAAAUAUGCGAGCGCGUAUUCCAGUAUCCUAGUCAACUGCGCGAUCAUAUGCUAAUUCAUACUCGUGUGCGGCGAUUUGUUUGUCAAGUAUGUGGAAUGAAGUUUAUGAAAGAGCAUCAUCUUAAAGCUCAUCAAGCUACUCAUAGCUCGGUGAAGCCUUUCGCUUGUCCCAUAUGUGGACGCACAUUUACAUUAAAAGCAAACAUGGAAAGACAUACAUACAUACAUAACACAGAACGACGUUUCACUUGCGAUCAGUGUGGGAAAAAGUUCUCUCAGCCACAAACAUUAAAAAUGCACAUGAUUUCACACUCUGAUGUGAAGCCAUUUGCCUGCAACAUCUGCGGGAAAGGUUUGUCCAGGGCACAUAAUCUCAGAGCGCACAUGGCGAUCCAUCGGAAUAACAAACCUUUCAAAUGCCAUCUUUGUAAUAGCUCUUUCACACUGAAAGGAAACAUGCAAAGGCAUCUUAAAGAAAAACAUGGUGUGACGGAAGCCGAGAUACCUCAACAUCAAGAACCGGCCCCAAGUUUGUCCAGCGAAAGUUUCAUCUUGUCACUAGAUCCAGCCGAUGCAGUAGGUUCGCCUACAGGAUCCAGAAUUAGUGAGGAGGACAUGUCUCAGAACUGUAACCACAACCAAGCUGCUGAUCUACCUCAAAACAAUAAACGCAGGAAAAAUCCCCCCAAAAGAGUGAAAUGCGAAACUCCAAACAGCGAACAUGAGAACAUUAGUAAAAGUUCACCCAGUGAUCAGGAUCACCAUCGCCAACCAGAAUACCAGGGUGUUCCAGUGUCAACUGUGAACAAUGUGAUGCCCGCUCCAAAUAAUUUCCAGCAAGUUCAGUCAAACACACUAGUGCCAGUGAACAACUCUUUUCCUUCCAGUUCACAGUUACAGCUGUGUAAUCCUCCUCUAAAUGUGGGAAAUCCGUCAGAUCAUAAACCAUUUACUCCAUGUGCUUUGCCUUUACAAGCGAGUUUAGGGCAUUCCAGCUUUGGACCUGUGUCAGUGGCUAGUUUCUUGCCCAGGCCUCCUGGGUUCUAUGCAGACAGUGGCAUGCUGACAGUUCCGCCAAAUCCAUUCCCAAAUGAAAAUGUAGAAUCCAAGCUUCAGACGAUUCAUUCAGCUAUUGAUGAUUUAGCGGGUAAACUAUCUUCUCCACAUGAGAAGGUUAUGGCGAUACAUGAAGCUCUGGACGAACUCAUACAUUUGCGUCCAGAAAAUCCAGCAAAUAACUUUAGAUGUGUCAAAAAUGAAAGAAUGGGAAAUUAAACGAUUUUUUAGGGGAAAGAUUAUAGUUUUUAUUAAUUUUCUUGUUGAUGCCUGCUAUUAACAAAACAUUCCAAAAUGACACCUUUAUUUUCGGGACUAAGUAAAAAUGCUGUUAAAUAAUAAAAAUUUCCUUGUGACUUUAUCCAGUUGCUUGUUUUAUAUUUAAAUUUUCAAUCUUACCCAUCUUAAUAUUAAAAAUACCUGUUACAGCAAAUGGAUCAUAAUAAUUUCAUUGCUCUCUACAUAGAUA